This is a messenger RNA of Epinephelus lanceolatus (giant grouper), 2164 nucleotides long. RefSeq names its product crumbs homolog 3a (gene crb3a). NCBI's taxonomy places the organism in Eukaryota, Metazoa, Chordata, Actinopteri, Perciformes, Serranidae. The record is from RefSeq and is a predicted model, not a curated record.
AGGUAAGAGCUGGGGAGGGGAGUACAGUUAGGCAUUGUGCUCCUGCUGCAGGUUGAGUAAGAGCAACCUGGCAAUCAGGAAUAAAAGUUCAGUUUAAAUAAAGUUUCAGGAGCUAAAUAGGCUUUAAUGUGACUGAAGUUAUCUUUUAGAUAAUGUAGAGUAUUUUGAGGGAGUUGUUUUUAUCGCAACAGGAGUGAUCGGGUCUGCUCUGCUUAAGCAACCUGCGCUUUUCCUCGGCUUUAAUACAAAGGAGUAUCUGUCCGCUGUGCUGCAGGUGGAUAACUGCGCUCAGCUGUUAAAGAUGGGCGAUAAAUCCACGCAGUGAACGCUGGACCCAACGAAAUGGACCCGAGCUGAUGAGCCGAACUCCCAUUCUGCCCUCACUUGGCCCCUGCUGGUCACGGGUAGAGAUGGCAGCGCGUCUGGAUGUGCCUGGAGUUGUGGUUGGGAGUGUUUUACUGCUAGUGCUGAGCAGUAAUCCUGCGUGCGGGAAUUUCACUACGCUUGCAAGUGACAGCCGUUCUAAUAACACCGCUGGACCCAACAUUGCAGCUAUCGUGGCCCCGACAGUCACCCUGGGUGUUCUGGCGAUAGUCUUGGCUGUUGUUGCCUGGCUCCUCUGCGUGGUGAAAAAGAGGAGACAGACUGAAGGGACGUAUAGACCCAGUGCAGAGGAACAGUCCGGUGCACGCGGCGUGACGGCACCUGAUGCACUAAAGUUACCAAAGGAGGAAAGACUCAUCUGAGAGUUUCUGCUUUUGUGUUUGGACAAAAUCCUGUGAGGACAGUGUGUGACGAGGCUCUCUCCCCUGAGCCGAUCAGAGACAGAAAUGUCUUCCCAGGUGUAAGAGAGGACAGACCGCCAAGACUGAGGCACCACAACAUGAUGCAUUUACUUACAGCUUUCAUUUCAACCUGCACUGACUGGGUCCUGUAUGGCACUAUGAAGAAAUGCACCUGGACGUAUGGAUCUAGCUGAUCUUAAGAACAGUUGAACAUUUCAAGGAGGUUUUGAACAUUUCCUCUGCACGAAUGGAACAGGAGCUUCAGUAUUUUAUCCCGACUAAUAACUAUAGUUUAGAGAUGUUUUCUCAUUUCAGUUGCCUUAAUAUGUCAUUUACUCCACAACGUGAUUUUGAAAUACUGUCACUGGCAAAAUCAACACCAAUCUUUACCUCAAGCUCAUUUCUUUUACUACUGAGAGUCCUGAUGAGUCCACUGCAUUUUAAAUCGAGACAGAUGUUUUUUAGCUGAAUGAGUGUGAUUAAAUAUUUUAUAAUAAUGCAAAAACUCUUGUAUUUAAAAAUUAAAAAUGAAGUUAUACAAAUUAUAUUGAGCAAAAGCAAGAGAUUGUUUACACUUCAAACUAGUUUAAAGUCUUGUCUUUCAUUUCAUGAGAUCAAAAAUGCAGAUAUGUUUUUACAAUGUUGCAUGUUUAUUUAAGCUUUUGUCAAAUAAAAAAUGUGUUCACAAAACAUUCAAACAUUUUAAAGCAUCUCCGAGGACAGUUUAUACAAUGCAUUUAGUUACUGAAGCUAUGAUUAUAUUUCCCCUGCAAUCCCAGUCAAAAUAACACUUUGGUAGGAAAAUAUAAAUGUACCAUAUCUAAAAAAAGGUCUUCACAAAAAUGGGAAAAUGUAAACAAGUUCAUAACUUUGCACGAUGAGUCACUGGAUGAUGAAACACCUUAGCAGAUAAGCAGGACUGGUAGUCAUAGUGAAAAGUUCAUCUCCUACAACAACCUGUGAGAUGUUACCUGUGAACACUGAGGCCUUUGUUAGUCUCCUUGGAAGAAAAGGUUCCCUAUGGUGUAAUGAAAAAUUGCAGAGAGAGUUUAAUCUUUUUUUGUACAGGUAUUUGUAUAAACAGAAAUAUUUGGAAACUAGAGGAAAGCAGGCCAAAAUAAUUUAACAUCGACUUUUACUACAGAAAAUAACACUGUAGUCUAGAUUUGGACUAAUGAAGGGCGUAGAGAGAGUAGAGAGAUUGGGUCCUUCAACAAUGUGUUGGGUGGAGAAUGGGCUCUUAAAUUGCUACCUUGAAAAUAUGCCUGUGUUCAAAGAAGAACCCUCAGUAAAUUAAAACAGUGCCAUUUGCUAUAUAUGCCCUUGAAAAACGCAAACUCAUCUUCGUCAUAUUUAUUUUGUCCUUUUUUGUAAAAUAG